Molecule: messenger RNA, 4649 nt
Organism: Ochlerotatus camptorhynchus
Lineage: Eukaryota; Metazoa; Arthropoda; Insecta; Diptera; Culicidae
Product: putative mediator of RNA polymerase II transcription subunit 26
Exons: 6
Coding region: 1-3963 (1320 amino acids)
Molecular function (GO): protein binding
Source: RefSeq, a predicted model, not a curated record
AUGAAGCUGUUCAGAUCGAGUCUUGCAGGUGCGCUGGAUGAUGAUGACCUCUGCCACGAGGGUCACAAGUUCCUCCGAGAAUCACAACUGGUCUCAGAAGACCCCGAGAGCAAGAAGGACGAGUACGCGUUCGAUAAUCCGGCCUUCAAGACUGGCGAUGGAGCCGGUGGAACCACCACGAACAAAACAAACUCCCCGCUGGAUCCCAGCUGGACAUCGUCGACGACGGCGGCGGCCAAGCAGAACAGCCUCGACAAGCGGAAAACCGUGGACGACAGUUGCAUCAAUGCGGCCACUCCUCGGUUGGUCUCGCUGCGCGGCUCCGACUUUACCGGAUUGGGGGUGGAGGUGUACGGUGGUCUCAAGGAGGGCAUUUUCGUGAAGAAAGUCAUGCCCCAGGGCCCAGCGGCUGGAUCCGUAAAUACAGGUGACAGAAUCACCAGCAUCACAAUCGACUUUCGUCACAUCGUCCAAGAGGACGCGAUGACCAUCCUAAGCUACGCUUCUCCGUACAACGUGCAGCUGGAGUGUGUAAGCGGCGAAAAGAUCCCUCCGACGCAAAGCCCUAAACCGGGACAUCAGGCCCUCACCCAUCCACUGGUGCGGUCCAGCAGUCAGUCAGACAUGAAUACGAUUGAACGCAACUCCCGCAAGGAUGGCAACUCCACGCUCAAGAUGGAACAGCAAAGUCCAACCACGCUGAACAAGGUGCUACCGACCGUGCACAAGGAAAACGAGAAGGAACCCAAGAAGCACUCGUUCAAGCAACAGAUGAAGGAGAUGAUCGAGGAAAAGUUUCAAACCAAACAUGCCGAUGUCGAACGUAAGGACUCCAACGCCGCCGAAGGCAAGAAGGGACACAAAUUCGGCAUUCGCGUCUUCCCACCAUCUGUGAACGAUAAACUCUUCGGAAAAAGCCCAAACAAGGUCCAAGCCGACAAUGAAAAUAACACCAAUAUCGAGAAGAAGGUAUCCGAUGAGCAGAAGGAAAAAUCGCCAUCACCUCCGGUUGUGAAGAAACGCACCAAGGAACCGAAGAUCGUUCCCGAUGUGAUUGUAAUUGAAUCCGCGACGACCAACAUAACCACUACCAUGCCCAGCGAGUUUCAGCGACAGAAUAGUCUAACAUCCAGUGGAAUCAAACGAGACGCUGACGGAAUCCCGCAGGAGAUGCCUGGAUUCAUGAUGCAGGCCGCCAAUGCUGCCAAGGACAACCGGAAAUCUACCAGCGUCAUCGACGCCGAAAACAAACGCAAAGGUAAAGCUCCUAGGCCACCACAAAACGAAACCGAAAUGGACGAAAGUACAGCCACCAUGGAUACCACACUGAGCAUGGAUACAACCGAUGCGGCUGUACACAUGGAAACUGAAGUGAGGAAAUUCAACCUGAGCGAUCGUAUGAACUUCUCGGAUAACUUCGCCGAGGAAGUACUCAACUGUACGUUUGAAAGCGUCUCCGGAGUGGAAAAAUUCGAGGAAAAGGGACCGAGCAAUAGCUCAACACCGAAGAGCGAGCGGAAGAAGUCCUCGAUGACGGAGAGCAUGACGCAUGAAGAACAUGACUCAGACACCGAACAAACCCCGAUAGGUAGCAACAAAAUCGAGCUGGACUCCAGUGAUAUCACCGUGCACCAGAGUUCACCGAGUCCAUCGAGCAGCGAAGAGAUGAUUGAUGACAGUAAUCGGCGCACCGCCAGUCUGGGUGACCUUUCCAAACUGGAGACUCAAAUUUCCAAUCCCGGAAGCAACUGCAAUACUCUCGAGCGUGCCCAGAGCCUGGAAAUCACCGGCGACGUUGUGACGAUUGCCGGCACCGGAGCCGUCGUAGUUGGAACUACCACAGCACCUGGAACCAAGAAACGUAAGGCGUCAAUCGAAGGCCAGGUUGAUAUGGAAUCGAAAGAACCGAAGCUGACCAUUGGAAUCGAUGGGCUAAAUUCGCUGCAGCGAAACCGUCUUAAGGGAGCUUCCGCUUGGGGUAACCUGGAGGACGCCAUCAACUGCGGUGAACUGACGAACAGUUCGUCGGAAAGUGAGCUGAAGACUUCCACCGAGGAGAUUAUGGAACAACAGGUCACUGUCAUUGAAAAUAAAUUGGAUAACGUAAAGGAGAUGGCUAAGGAACAGUUGAUGGAAAUCAACACAACGGUGAUUCAGAUGGUUAAUGAAGUGAGUCCAAUGAAUGGAACCGUCAUCAGCAUGGAAGACGAACCAAUGGAAGAAAAACAUGAGAACAUUGUUGAGAUCGUAACAGUAGUUGAUAAAAUCGCUCCAGCAGUGAUCGUUGCGGAAGAAAGAAAGGUGGAAAAAGAGAAUGACAGGGAACAUGUUUCAUUAACUACAAUCAAUAUGGACUACAAUGGCGUUUAUCCAACGGAAUCGGAAGAAAGUGGCAACAAAACUGACCACGUCAAGAUCGCUAAUUAUGACACAAACAUUCCUGAUGACGUGAAAGUAUCACGCUAUCCAUUUGGAAGUCUUGAACGACCAAAAUCUGACGUCCUGAAGAAGCUAUUGGGUCAGAAAGAAGAGCUGGAAAAUACCCCGUCCGUGUUCAUCUCUGGCGAUAAUGAUUCCAACAAGAUCACAAUCGAAAACAACUAUCUCGAUGUCGGUGAACCGAUUAGUCUCACCUUGGUCAACAACGUUGAAGACAUUUCGGUUGAAAAUGAUCAAACUGAGAGCAGUCAAGCUUCUCCCGUCUUCUCCAGCAACACAAAUGGAGUCAGCAGCAUCAACAUAUCUUCAUUGGAAGUAGAUUUGGCCACAUCCUUGAACAACAAGCCUUUCACAGUAGCCCCCAAGUUUUCGCUGGACAACAUUGUAACGAUUUCCACUGAAUCAUCUCAACCAUCUUCGAUCAUCCUAAUCGAUGACGAAAAGCUCGACUUCAGCCUGCAAACCUUGGAUGACUUCGACGACAGUAUUGAAAAUACCAUAGCUCCAGAACCUCAGCUGAACUUCUCGUCAGAUACUAACAAGACCGUCAUUGAAACUACUCCACCCAUGCCGGAAAAGCCCAAAACUCCGAACAGCUUUGUCACGGAAAUCACAGUCAAAACCCCCGAAUCGGAACAAAACGGAAAACCUGAAGAACCACCGAAAGUAACCAAGAAGCCUCCGAAGCCGGAAAAACCAACGACUCCUCCGUCUAGAAUUCCUGUCGAACGAAGAAUGUCCAGCGAACACAGCUAUAUUCCUCGCAACACGGAAAUCAAAUUCACAACUUCUACAUACGACUCCGGCAAGAGCCACGAGAAGCGUCCUCUGGGUAUCGAUCAGAUUCGCUCCAACUUCGAACGCAGCAAUUCCAAGCCAGAUAUGCGCGCAUACGAACGAAGCAACUCCAAGACCGACAUCCGUGCAUACGAAAGAAGCAACUCUAAGACCGAUGUCCGCCCGUUUGAACGUAGCAAUUCCAAAACCGACGUACGCCCAUAUGAACGCAGCAACUCCAAGACCGAUGUCCGUCCAUUCGAGCGCAGCAACUCCAAGACCGAUGUCCGUCCAUUCGAGCGCAGCAACUCCAAAACCGACGUUCGCACAUUCGAACGAAGCAACUCCAAAACCGAUGUACGAUCUGUGUUGGAACGCAGCAACUCCAAAACCGAGAUCCCGGUACUAAUCCGACGAACCUCGAUCCCAUCAAUCAACUUGAACAACUCCACCGCAGUUAACUCUAGCCCACAGCCCAUGACGAACGGUAACAGCAACGGAUCGAGCCCACCGGCCACCAAAGCGAGUCCAUCGCGAAUUCCAGUGUUCAAUUCGGUCAGUAAAUUGAACAACGGCCAUGACAGCCCACGAUCACCGCCACCGUUCGCUCAACACAACAAUAAUAACAACAACAACAACAGUAUCAACAACAACAACAACAACAACAUUAGCAAUAAGGUUUCAGUAAGCAUCACCUCGAUCAAGAACCAGUCAAAGCAUCCGAGCGGCAAGUUGAACGGAAACUGAAGCCGUUCGUCAUCCAGGCAGGCCGCAAGCGAGUGUGAAUACUGAUUUUAAAAUGGUGCAAUUGAGUGUAGAACGUGUACACGAGAGCUUCCGGAGAUUACGAAUGGUUAGUGCCUAAGUCCAGAUAUAUCAUUCCCUUGAAUCUAAUUCAGAGUGUAACCGAAUGCUAACAAUGGGAUCUACUCACGGGGUACGCGUGAGCGGAUUGUAUCUAUAUGCUAGUUUUGUAAGACAGUGCAAGGCGGAACAUGUGUAAAUGUAUGAUAACCAGAAAUUAUUGCGAGUAACCGAAGCACUGGCAGUAUAGUAGAAUACAGUGGAAAUGUUUGGCCAUAUUUACAGUUUAUUCUCAUUUUAUAUGUACUUGUAAAAUAUAUCAGUAAAACGUAAAUAAAUGCGCCACGAUCAAGCGAGCGUAUCUAGUUGUAAGCUAAGGAAACCUAGACAUAUAAUGUUUGACUUAUUUUGUUAAUUAUUUGUUAAAACGAUGGGGUAUAACAAUUACCAUAUUAUCGGAAAUCUUCACUGCUUAGAAUGCAACGAACAGGUAACUUGGUGGACCAAGUUACCUCAGCUUCCAACGGGAGAUCUAUUUCAGUAACCAUUAAACGACCAUAAAAAUCAGAUGUUUGUAGGCAUAGGUAUUUUAUAUUUUCAUAGUAGUAAUAAAAAUGAUUAAUACCCGA